This is a messenger RNA of Dracunculus medinensis (Guinea worm), 897 nucleotides long. The record is from the annotation of a GenBank genome assembly. NCBI's taxonomy places the organism in Eukaryota, Metazoa, Nematoda, Chromadorea, Rhabditida, Dracunculidae.
AUGUUAAUUUCCGAAUCGACAUGUCCAAUUCGAAUUGCAUCGCCCUCUGUGUUAGCUAACUCGGAAGAUAUACACUGGGGAGCGUCGGGUGUAAUUAAUUCAUCAUCUUAUAAUUUUGAAGACGAAUCUUUCAAAUGUCAAAUGAUUUUUAUUGGAAGUGCCUCAGAACGAAUUCAAAUCACAUUUUUGCAUUUCAAUCUUUAUUCACGACCGGUUCAUCAUGAUAACGAAACAUUUAGAUGUGAAGAAAUGGAUCAUAUAUCCGCUCACGUAUUGAUCGGUACUCGCAUGUCACGUAUUGACGACUUCUGUGGCUCAGAAACACCUCCAAGGCUGAUGUCAACAAAAAAUUUAAUGAUUUUGGAUUACGUAAUUCGAUCGAACAAGCAUAUACGUCAAAUGGUUUCUUCAUCAGAUGCUUUCGGAUUUACUAUACGUUAUAAUUUUCUAACUGAUCUCGGCUUGUCGGAUAUGAAAGCUGAACGCAAUUUGGAUCAUAGUAUGGGUCUUUUCCCUCACUUCUUUUUUUACAAUUCGGAAAUUUCAAAUUUAAGGUUUGCAAUCAAGAUUUUCAAACUUAUAGCGUGCUAUUACAUUUUCAAUUCAUCUCGGCAGACAUCGGGUGGUGUUUUCUCACCAAAUCAUCCAGGAUAUUAUCCCCGUAAUAUUAACUGCCAGUAUAUUUUCCAUGGAACUGAAAACCAAGUCGUCUCAAUCCACUUUGAAUAUUUCGAUGUUGAGGGAUUUUCGACGACAAAUAAAAGGUUUUGUGGACAAACAUGUCCUAAAUAUUCAGUUGUAAGUGAAUCGAAUUAUUUUCGAAUGGUAUUCGUUUCAAACGAUAUUUUUGAUGCAACUGGCUUUUAUGCACAUUAUCAGUUCAUCGUUCGACGUUAG